Morone saxatilis (striped sea-bass) is the source of this 790-nucleotide messenger RNA. Its product is annotated as cytochrome c oxidase assembly protein COX18, mitochondrial. The transcript is spliced from 2 exons. Gene Ontology annotation, cellular component: mitochondrial inner membrane. Gene Ontology annotation, molecular function: membrane insertase activity. Lineage: Eukaryota; Metazoa; Chordata; Actinopteri; Moronidae. Gene Ontology annotation, biological process: protein insertion into mitochondrial inner membrane from matrix; mitochondrial respiratory chain complex IV assembly. The record is from RefSeq and is a predicted model, not a curated record. Bases 240 to 749 code for a protein of 169 amino acids.
UGUUCGCUGCUCUCAUUUAUUAUUUCUUUGUUUGUUUGCUUUUAAUUCAUUUAUAUUGUUUUUAUUUACACACAGUUUUAUUUUCUUAACGGCGGAAUGACGUCACAUUUAUCGGACGCGCGGCGGUAAAGAGUGUGACGUCACAUGUGUGGGACGCCGUGCUGCCGCUGGAUGGAGGGAUGCAGGUUAUUGAUUAGCAGUUAUUGAUUAGCAGUUAUUGGCGGAGGGUUGGUGUCACCAUGUUGAGUGUUGGGGGGUCGCUGAGGUCCGGAGUCCUGCAGGUUCCGGUUCGGGGACUCUGUUCUGCUGUCAACAGGAAGUCACCUCCACCUGGUCCCGUCUGCUCCGGACCGCCGACUGCUGGACUGCUUGCAGUCUGGACCCGGUCAGGUUCCAGCACUUUGUCAGGUCUGUGGACUUCCACAGGGGUCAGGAGGUUCUCAGGCGGAGGCGGUCCAGGAGCUCCGGGCUGGUACAGCAGACUCUCUGACUCGGCUCCGGUCCACCUGUGUGAGGACUUCCUGGUCGGGGUGCAGCAGGUGAGCGGGUUGCCAUGGUGGCUCAGCAUCGCCAUGGCAACGCUGUCAGUGAGGAGCGCGGUCACGUUGCCGCUCGCCGCCUACCAGCUGAUCAUCCUCGCCAAGGUGGAGGUGCUGCAGGAGGAGAUCUCGGAGCUGGCGAAGAGGCUUCGAUAUGAAGUUUCACUGAGAGCGAGAGAGAGAGGCUGGACAGAGAAACAGAGUCGGUAAGAACAACAAACAGAGUUAGUCCUGGUCUGUGUGUCCCCUAU